CUUUCACGUACGAUACUAAUUUUGUUUAAUUUUUUUUUUAAAUAUGAUUUAUUGCCGAGGAUAAAAUCAAGCGAAGUGAUAUGGUACGCUGACUGUUAGAUUGUGUGUGGUAUUUAAAUGCUUUUUAUAUAGUUAUUGUCUGUAUUUGUAAUAAGUCGUAAAAUGGAACAAGACGAUGAGAUCAAAUCCGGUUGUUUACUAUUUCCCCCUGCAGGUGGAAAUGUGUUUAGCAAAUUUCCAAAAAAGAAAACUUGGCAACAAAAAUAUUGCAUACUUUUCAAUGCCAGCAAACAGGGUAUUGAAAGGCUCGAAAUAUAUGAUAGUAAGGACGAAGUCCUCACUGGUGCCAUACCGAAAAUAAUAACGCUCGAGAAUUGCAUAAAAAUAACUCAUUCUAGUCCAAAUACUAUAACAAUACUUACAAAAUCUGCUACACAACAAGUAUGUGCGCCAUCUGAACCUGAAACAUUGGAGUGGGUUACAGCAUUGCAAUCGGUGGCUUUUAGAGGUAGAGAUUCCAAUCCUAUAAGUUGUGAUGAAGACAAUGAUCUCUACUGUUCCUCUGGUGAGGGUAUAUUCUCAGUAAAAAUGUGUACAUCAGAUGCAUCAACAAGAUGUGGUUUUGAGCCCAUUAGAUAUCUACUUCUUCUUACAUCCAUUGCCAUAGAGUUGAGAGACGUAAAUGAUAACAAGUUGUAUGCUACAUGGCCAUACAGAUAUAUAAGGAGAUAUGGAUAUAGACAGGGUAAAUUUACUUUUGAAGCUGGAAGGAAAUGUGAUACUGGUGAGGGCAUCUUCCACUUGGAGCAUCCUAAUCAAUCAGAAAUAUAUAAAUGUUUAUCAUUAAAAAUGAAAACAAUGAAACAGAUGAUUGGUAGUGAAAAUUUGAAUAGCCCAGAACACAGUGAAUUUAAUAUUCAAUCCAGUGCAAAUCUAUUUCCUGGUUCGAGAAGUCCAUUGGUGGCUGCAAGACCAGAUGAUUUAAAUUUGAGUUCUCUGUCUUUUAAAACAACAUCAGUAUCAAGUCAGCAGAGUAUUUGCACUGAGAGAGAUAUAGUGCCUUUAUUAAUGCCGAAACCAGCUCUUAAACCCAAACCACAGAAACCGCCGCGUAAGAUUAUCAACCUUCUUAAACCAGUAAAUAAGGAAGUAAACAGUAAUGAUGAAUGUACAGAUUUUGGUAGAUAUAAGAAACUUGACAACUACGAGCCUAUUGAUCAAGUGAAACGAGAUCUUAGCCCCACAGUGCCAUAUGACAAAGUAGAAGUACGCAGUGAAGCAUGGAGAACAUUUGGAAUUGAAGAUCCGGAUCACCAAGAAUUUGCACCUAAUCUGAGUGAUAGUUCACAAUGCUUAAAACUAAUAUCAAGAUCACAGGACAACUUGAACAGUACUGGAGCAGAAUCUUCAAGAAUCAUCCUCCUACCUAGUCCUGCUGUAGAUCCUGAAGAUGAAAACUACGAUAGAUUGCAAUACUUUGGUUCUACAAGUAAAUUGAAUAAGUCUUCAGGCUAUAAAAAAAUCGAAGCCCGUCCCACUACGUUGACUUUGAGUGAGGCCAAACAUAAAGAUACGUGGAAUGAUUAUGACGAAGUUGAAAAUGUGAUGCAAACAGCAAGAUUGGCUGAUGAUUCUCACUUAGGGUAUGGCAUGAUCAGAAAGCCUAAUACUCCUGGUCCGCAAGUGCCAACUGCAGCUCAGGUACAAGUCUUACAGAACCAAGUAGGUUUGGAUGAAGUAAACCACAACAAUUGUAAUGGAACAGACUAUGCUAUUGUGAGCCGUUCAAAACGAGUAUGACACAGUUAAACAAGACUGAUUUCUACAUGUUUAUACAUUUAAUCACCUUUCUAUGUUAGAAAAUUACUUUGAUAAAUGACAUAAUUAUUUAGGCCAAUUGUAAUCGAAAUUAUUGUGAGACUGUAAUCCGUAUUGCAUUCCAUUUAUACAUUCUAUUAAUUUAAUUAAGGAUCUGAUAUAUUAAUCAUGCAGUGUGUUUUAAUUUUUAGAUUUAAAGGCAACUAGGAGCUUGAAAGCUUACUGCAAAUCUAUGAGUAAGAAGUGAGUUAACUGUUAAUAAACUGAAAAUGUACUGUAUUCAUAAUGCAAUUACGAUUGCUUAAAGUACGGUUUUUUUAAAAGUCAUGCUUGUUAAUUCUGUCGGCAUUUUAUUAUUACAGAUUAUUGUUAAGUAAUUCUUGUGCCUUGUAUAUGUAGAAUUUAUACAAUAUUAUGGGAAAGAUAUGUUUUUAGUAAAAGAACAAUUAUUAAUUUUUUUAAAUAAUAUAGUACAUAAAUUUUGAAGAAGAAUGAUGCUGGGUUAUUGAAAGUGCUAACCGAUUGUUAACCUUAAUUUGGCCUGACCAAAAAAAUACAUAACCUUUUUCUUUUCUCAACUCAAGAACUGUCUUUUAAAUUGUCAGAAAGGCUAAUUAUGAUCUAUGUAGUCUGUUUUAAACUUACUGAAAGCACUUCUUUCUCUUAAAUAAGUGAUUACCAUUUGGUGCCAAUAUACAUUUGAGAAUUUUUUAUCUAUUUAAGGUAAUAUUAAAGU
Bombyx mandarina (wild silkworm) is the source of this 2554-nucleotide messenger RNA. It is a transcript of the gene Dok, whose product is annotated as docking protein homolog. Lineage: Eukaryota; Metazoa; Arthropoda; Insecta; Lepidoptera; Bombycidae. Gene Ontology annotation, cellular component: cytoplasm. Gene Ontology annotation, biological process: positive regulation of MAPK cascade; Ras protein signal transduction; cell surface receptor protein tyrosine kinase signaling pathway. The record is from RefSeq and is a predicted model, not a curated record.